Molecule: messenger RNA, 1983 nt
Organism: Coccidioides immitis RS
Lineage: Eukaryota; Fungi; Ascomycota; Eurotiomycetes; Onygenales; Onygenaceae
Exons: 2
Coding region: 867-1757 (296 amino acids)
Source: RefSeq, a predicted model, not a curated record
CACGCAACGGCCUCUGUUACCCGUAUUUGUGUAAAUAUGGUAACAGCAAUACGCGGCCACCCACACACCACCCCACAUCUGGUACGGAGCGCUGCAAAACCUUCCCGUGCAUGUGCGAGCGACGCCUUGGAAGAUCCGCAGCGCUGUCAAAGAGAAUCCAAAUAACUCCAUACCCCGGCGCUGCAUCCCGUCCCAUUGGCGCUGGCUUGUUGGCUGGUGUGGCUGGCAACUGGCACGCCCGCUGUCCUCUGGGCCGGCCCUCCCGCCCGCCCGCAGAAACUCUCCAGACUCUGCACUUCUUCACCGCCGGUCUCUGUGAUUGGCAGAUCCCCGCCCCUCCCUCCCUUCGCGUCGAAAGGCUCGCGGAGCUGCUCCAAUCCCGCUCAGGACUCGCCAGCGGAGUCAGUUACAUCAUCGAGUGGGAGAAUUGCUCGCAUGGCGCCUUGCUCUCUGUGUCUCAUUAUUCUUGUUCGAUGCACCCGCCGUGUUCUUUGGCAAAACCGGCCAAAAGUAAAAUCUGGGAAAAGCUCUUUUUUCAACGAGAUAUUUUUGCUUUUUUUCUCCGGCGCUCGCUGCUCCCGUUACCGAGUCAGGUACCAAUCAUUUUCUGGAGCGCAUUUCAAACUGGGCCGAACGGGCAAUCCCACUCGAACGUCAUCGUUCUUUACACAUUUCUUGACCAUUUUCUCGCAGUCACUUUUGUUCCUCAGGCCAAGGUUGGAGCCGCGAUCAGGCAUCAAAUCAUCGGUCAUGCCCAAAGUCAUCGGCAUUGCCAUCGUUGCCGCCGGGUACUCGAUUGGCGGCUUUCUUUGACUGAGCACGGCUCCUUGAUCGUUGCACUGAUCUUCAAAUUCUCUGCCUUGGCAAUGCCUCUUACAUUCGCAUUCUCACAUUCUGCUCGGCUUUUUGGCGCUAUGUCCUCGUUGCUUACGAUCCAGAAGCACCUCUUCACGCAAAGCUUACUCCCUUCUUUGCUUCUCGCCGUUCGAACAACCGUUUUCCCCUCCAAUGCCCGGCUAGCGUCUAUCGAGAUUCCCCCAGAAGCCGAUAUCGGAGUUCCAACUAGCAAACAGUGCGGAACUGAAGCCCUACCCCUGACCACAGCACCCCCACCACCACCAACAUCAAAUUCGCAUCAGCAAACCCCGUCCGACCAACGGCCGAAUGGCGCCAAAAUAAACUCUAUUAAACGUGCAUGUGCCCGAAGUAUCCUUCGGCUGAUCCCAAGGCGCGUCGCAUUGGCCAUCUUCGCUAUUGCGACCGACAACGAAUACAGUGGAAUUAAUCUAAGCGCUAUGAGCGAAAAUGACCCCGCCUCCCCCGUGAUACCUCCUCCAGCUGAGGCUGCGGCUUCCCCGCUAAUAUCGAUUUCGCCUAGCCUUAUUCCUUCUACGCCUUUGUCGGGCGCAGAGGUCUCUGAAACUAGACCGGGGACCAGUACCGAUUUCGAUCCGACCCAUUCCAACCCGGACGCAACUCAAACGUCAACCCCAGACAUGGGGAGGGUGGUAAACACCAAGCCCGAGAAACUAGACCUGUCAACUUUUGCCCUAGGAUACGAAAAAGAGCAGGUGGAGGACGAGGAGGAGCUGCUGCUGCUGCUGCGCGCUAUCGAGCGCGAUGUGCUGGACCUUUUCUCGGAUUCGUAUUGCAACAAACAUCUUGUCUACUCUAUCGUCGAAGUGGUGUUGGUCAAGCUCGUCCCUGAGCUGAUGGAACAUGGCGUUGGAGAGCUCAUGGCUGAGCGCGGGCUUUGAGAUUUUCACGCACAGACCAAGCUGCGGGACAAAAUAUUGGCGAACCUGGCACUGGCCCAUGCAUUGAUGCAACCCGCCUCUUGAUCAUGGUCCUUCCGGGCUGAUCUGUGCUUCGGAAGGGGCCUCCUGACGCCUGGUACGAAGGUACAUACAUGUACACAUUAGUCACAGAUAAUGAUAUGAUAUUCCAAAUAGAUAAUGCAUACCAUAAUGGUCUUGCUGGAGA